Molecule: messenger RNA, 2123 nt
Organism: Limulus polyphemus (Atlantic horseshoe crab)
Lineage: Eukaryota; Metazoa; Arthropoda; Merostomata; Xiphosura; Limulidae
Exons: 2
Coding region: 104-1174 (356 amino acids)
Cellular component (GO): chitin-based extracellular matrix
Molecular function (GO): structural constituent of chitin-based larval cuticle
Source: RefSeq, a predicted model, not a curated record
CGUCCGAACAAAGAAGCCCAAUCAUAUGCUGGUACGUUUAGUCUUAACGUGCUGAAGAAAUUCUUUGUCACGUGCUUUCACUAACCUAACACAGAUCCCCGUCAUGACAGAUCAGGAGCCUUUGUUUUUCACGCUUCUCGGGUUGAUUACCGCUACUACUAUACUAGCAGUAGAUUAUGUACACCAUCCUAUCCAGUAUCAUUCCCAGACAGACAGAGGAACUUACAAUUUCGGUUAUGACACAGGCCUUUUUGGAGCACACUCUUUUCGCCAAGAACAUCGCGAUGAAAAUGGAAUCGUGCGAGGUCGCUAUGGCUACACGGAUCCGCAUGGAAAACUCCGCGUUGUCCAUUACGAAGCUGGAACGUUUGGCUAUCACGCUUGGGGUGAUGUAUAUCCAGAUGGUUGGCCGCAGGGUCAUUUGCCUCCAAACUCCUUGGACGUCUCUGGUUCUUCUAGUGAUAAAUUUUCUUCACAGGCCACUAAGAUUAUAGAAACUUCUGUUUCUUCACCCAUAAGGUUUCCUAAAUCUUCAAAUAUUCUCCAGGCAAACACUCACUCAACUGAAAAUGAUUUUAUCAAUUCUGAACACAAAAUCACAAAAUAUCCCCAACCUUCUUUCGAAGAGCGAUAUCAAUCUUCACCAGCUAUACCUAACAUUGACCAAUAUAAAAAAUCAAGAUAUUCAUUUCUGAAAGCCGCUUAUUCUUCUAAUUGGUACAAGUUUCUUCCAUCAAAAACCUCUCUGGAUACUAUUGAACGAUCUGGUUUACACAAAAGUGAAGUCUCAGCUUUUAGGAGCAACGGAUAUUCGACGGCGAUUCUCGAAAAUAAUGGGGACAUUACCAAGAGAACGGAAGACACUGAAGAUGACACUGAGGAUUUUACGUCAGCUACCAGCAGCAACCAUAUGUCUACUAUAUAUAUUAAAGACAGCGAAAAUAUAUCUAGAAAUACCGAUAUAAGAGGUAGAUCACAUCCGAAUAAAAAAAGUAUCGAGGUUUCAUCUGGGAUCAUUAACCAAAGCGAAGUUCUGACGUCAAAUACUGCCAACACUGGAGUGUCAAGUACGAGAAGAAAUGACAGAGAAACUUCUAAUAUGAAAAAUGUAGACGAUAUUGGGGGUCCGAGGACUACGGACAACAAAAAAUCAGUUGAUUAUACACGUUGGUGAGACUGAAAUUCCUACUAACUAAGACUUUCCGUGGAUAGUGAGUUCGCCUUAAAGAACUAAAAAGAUCAAAUCCUCAGAAACUUGUCUCUUACCCAUAACUAAUACUACGAACAUUAACGAUAUUUCAUUUCCAACAAUCCAUCGGUAAAAAAAAAGAGUCUAAACAUUCAAGUUAUAGGUUUAGUUGCUUCAAAUCCACUUGUUUCCUCUCGCACUGUUAAGCACAUCAUAACAACUCCGAAAUCAUAGACUUCUACAAUAAAAACUUUUUUGGCAAGUCCACAGAAAUCAAGUGCUCGCAGACCACAUCUACAUAGGAAGAGUUUGUUUGUUUGUUUGCUGUUAACCACAAAGCUACACAAUGGGCUAACUUUACUGUGCCCAUCUAAGGAUAUCGAAACACGGUUUUUAGCGUUGUAAGCCUUCAGACAUACCGAGAGCAUGUAGCAAGAGAAAACAUUUUCCAUUCUUAUUGUCCCUCUUUAGUUUAUCCUAAUGAGACCUAUCUGGUACAGUCAGUGUCCCAGUAACUUGUGUUAAACACUAAAAACACGCCCAAUUCUUCCAGAAUACUUCUCAUAAUAUUUAGUUCUAAGUGUAUUAAACACAGGACAAGUUUCAUUAAAUCGUUGUGUAGUGGCUGAGUGAUUGGUGCGAAAAUAUCUUAAGAUAAGUGAUCACCGAUACGAUCAGAUUUAUCAAAGCAAAUAGACAUAGAAAGAGAAACCUAUAUUUGAACGAAUAAAAAUAUACCAUUUCAAACGACUUUAAAUAUUUAAGUGUAUCUUAUAAUAAUAAUAGCGUAAUCACAUAUGAACAUAAACUGGUGUCCGAAUGCUACGCCAAAUUAAUAAAGUAAGAAGUUUGAUAGAAAACCGUGUUAAUCUAAGAAAAAAAAAACUGGUUUGUUGUUGGCUGAAGAGCAAACUCCAUUUUGUAAAGUGCUGGA